AUGACAGUUCUAGAUUCUGGAAACUGGGGAUUGACACCCGCUAUGGAAGCGGGCUUGUUCCAGAAACCACAAGACCGUAUCUUUAUAAUAGAGCUGGAAAAUUCCAUAGUGUCAUUCAUAAACUCAAACACGGAGUCGUUUCAGUUAAGGCCCAUGAACUCAUAUUAUAGGCUUCUGUCGCAUCAAAUAGCUGAAUACCACAACUUGAACCAUGUUUUGGCAAGAACUCAGGAUAGUUGUGUGAUUCUUUUCAAAGGUGAGAAUUUCCAAAAGAUUGAAGGAAAACCACUCUUACAAGAGUUGCAGCUGAGCAAAAAACCGGAAGAAUCAGUUUCCUCAAGUGAGAGUAUUGACAAAUCCAACAAUAACAGAAUAUUUCGAAUUUUGAAACGGAAAGAGGUAAAUAACGACCGUGAUUCUAAAACCGAUGGUAAUGUAUCAAAUAAUAAGUUGACAGCCGAUUUCGAUAAGGAUCAAAAAGUCGAAACUGAUGACAAAUCAAGUACUGAUUUGGAACAAGAAAGGAUUGAAAAAGAAAGACUUUAUGAACAACGUAAACAAGAAAUUUUUGAUAAGCUUAACAAGAAUGAAAACGAUGGAAAGUCAACCAACAGUAGCGGUAGUAAUGAUAGCGACAAUGAAUGGGGUGACUGGUUGAAUGGAGAUGACUCCAAUACACUAACUAGCAACGGUUCAGUCAGUUCUUCAUCACCAUUUAAUUCAUCCACAACGACGACACAACUAAAUAAACCUCAUCAACAAUUUUACGACUGUCGAAGAGGAAGAGGAGGAAGAAGAAGAGGCGCAGGCAAUUACAAGGAUGCGUAUCGAGUUCAAAAUCGCCGGAACAAAGAAAACGGUGGUUACCAAUCGGGGUACCCUACGCCCUACGUUGUGUAUCCUCCUCCGCAAAUGGGCAGCAAUAGUAUGCCAACCUACCCACUAAUGUAUAAUCCAGCUGGUCCUGCUCCCGGUCCUGCUCCUACACCCAUGGUAAUGGGUGGUAACACAGUCUUUAUGAACCCUUACAUGUACAAUAUGAAUUCGCAAGGGUCCUGUUCAUUUGGCGCCCCGGUGCCUAUGUACCCGCCAUACCAGUAUCAAUAUCAAUAUCCAUAUAACACUCAAUAUCACAACGGGCCAUAUAGCAAUACACCAAACUAUAAUUCUAACAGUUACACAAGGACCUCAGCAAACAAGUACAACCAGCCUCAAAGAAAAAAUUCAUCUUCUGGCGUGAUUCAGAAACAUAAUGAUGGUAAUAAUAACAACCAGGAAAUUCGCAGGGCUAUUGCUAAGGGUUCGCCGUCAACUAAAGACACUAAUUCGGUAGAGAUGAAAUUUGAUAAACUAAACAUCUAG
Saccharomyces paradoxus is the source of this 1362-nucleotide messenger RNA. RefSeq names its product Rbs1p (gene RBS1). The record is from RefSeq and is a predicted model, not a curated record. The transcript has a single exon. Gene Ontology annotation, molecular function: nucleic acid binding. NCBI's taxonomy places the organism in Eukaryota, Fungi, Ascomycota, Saccharomycetes, Saccharomycetales, Saccharomycetaceae. Gene Ontology annotation, biological process: galactose metabolic process. Bases 1 to 1362 code for a protein of 453 amino acids.